Messenger RNA from Bursaphelenchus okinawaensis, 1711 nucleotides. The record is from the annotation of a GenBank genome assembly. NCBI's taxonomy places the organism in Eukaryota, Metazoa, Nematoda, Chromadorea, Rhabditida, Aphelenchoididae.
AUGCCAUGGCCAAUCGUAGGUAACAUCCUUCAACUACGACAAGCUGAACGAUGGGAGGACAAGUUUGAGGAAUGGAAAGAUAAAUAUGGUCCGGUCUAUACCUAUUGGCUUGGCGAGAUCCCAUUCGUGUCGUUCAAUAGUUAUGAGAAGGUGCAUGAGUACUUUGUGAAGCAUGGUGAAGACUUUGCUGAUCGUCCCGAAGUGCCUCAAUUUGAUAUGCUGCUGAGGGGAGGACAGUUUGGCGUGGCAUUUACUUCAGGGCAUUUGUGGAAAGAUCAACGAAGAUUUGCCAUGAAGAUCUUGAACAAUUUUGGAGUUGGCAAGAAUGAAAUGGAACAAAACGUAGGUAUACCACUUAUGGGGAUUUUACUUUAACUUUUAAAUAUUUUCAUAUAUUUUUUAUCUAGUUUUUCAAAAUUUUAAAAUAUUUUUUUAGUAAACCUAUAAAAAUCUUAUACUUUACGAGUACGAGUUAAUUUCAGGUAAUAAAUGAAGUACAAUACAUGUUCGACGAGAUUGACAAAGGUAUAAUGACUAAUGCUAAGGAGAUCGAUCUGAUAAGAUUGACCAACAUGGCAGUGGGAUCAAUUACUAACAUGAUUGUUCUUGGCUACAGCUUCACCCAAAAUGUAAGAAUUUACUUUUCUUGGUCGCGUUUUUCACUGCGUAUUUUACAAUGACACAAAUAAAAUUAAAAAAUAUUUUCAAUUUUAGUGUUUUUUUAUAAAUCGUCUUUCAGAAAAAGGAAGAAGAGUUCUUCUACAUCCGUAAUCUAACCACAGAAGCUGUUGAAGUAGCUACGUCCGCCUUGUCCAACUUGGCCCUCAAUAACCCAUGGCUUCUCAGCCUUCCCUACCUUGGCGACAAUGGCAACAAGACUCUACGAUUGUUCAAAGAAAUCUUUGCAUUUGUCGACUCAAAAGUGCAAACUCAUUUGCGUGAAAAUGAUUAUACUCAAAUUGAACACCCCAAGGACUUCAUCGACGCUUUCCUCAUGGAGAAGAUUCGUCUAGAAGAACAAGGAGUAACAGAUCACUAUUACACUGUUCAACAGCUUCGUAAUGCUUGCUUUGACCUUUGGGUGGCUGGACAAGAAUCCACAAGUGCUACAGUACCAUGGCUUGUCGCCUUCUUAGUAAUGAAUCCGGAUGUUCAGCAGAAGUUGCAGGAUGAGCUGGACAUGGUGAUUGCCAGUGAUCGUAUGAUCACAACUUCUGAUCGAGCCUGUCUUCCUUACACGAACGCUGUCAUUAUGGAAGCACAACGAUGUGGGAAUGUGAUUGCUCAAAAUAUUCUACACGCCACCAGUAACGAAGUCAAUGUAGAAGGCUACAAUUUGCCGAAGCAAACAGUGACAGUGCCACAGAUCAGUGUGAUCAUGCAAGAUCCAAUCGCUUUUCCGGAGCCAAAGAAGUUCAAUCCGGAUAGAUUUAUCGACGAGAACGGACACCUUCGGUCGAUAAAAGAGUUUCUUCCCUUUUCGAUUGGAAGAAGAGUUUGCUACGGUGAGGGCAUGGCCAUGAUGGAGAUCUUCAACUUCACCGCCAACCUCUUCAACCGCUACAAAAUGUCGGUCGGGGAAAAGCUUCCGUCGAUGAAGAAGCUGGCUGGCAAUGCUACUGAAAUUCAUCCUUAUACUGUUAAGAUUCAACGACGAGUUCCAGCUUACAAUAACUGUUUCAUGUCUUGUAAACGAAGCUUUUCAAAUUAA